Notolabrus celidotus (New Zealand spotty) is the source of this 2622-nucleotide messenger RNA. It is a transcript of the gene caprin1a, whose product is annotated as cell cycle associated protein 1a. NCBI's taxonomy places the organism in Eukaryota, Metazoa, Chordata, Actinopteri, Labriformes, Labridae. Gene Ontology annotation, cellular component: cytoplasm. Gene Ontology annotation, molecular function: RNA binding. The record is from RefSeq and is a predicted model, not a curated record. The transcript is spliced from 17 exons. The coding region runs from base 195 to 2096 and encodes 633 amino acids.
GCACUCUCUAGGGCACUGAAGGGGUCCUUGUAGCCGCUACCGUUAGCUCAGCGGCAGCUAGUGAGCCAUUGGCUGGAGAGAGCCUGAGCAUCCUUCUAGAAACAAACGGCUGAAAAUAAAAGACACAGGCGGCUCUUAUACAGCUUAAAAUAAAUACAAGCACGGAAAUCUCUUUGAAGACAAAGAGUAUAAAGAUGCCUUCAGUGACGGUUGGAAGCAGUGCUGUCCAGUCCACCAUUCCAGACCUGGGAAAUGGAAGUCAAUGUGAGACGAUGAAGCAGGUUCUUGGUGUGAUUGACAAGAAGGUUCGCAACAUGGAAAAGAAGAAGUCUAAACUGGAUGACUACCAGGAUAAGAAGGAUAAGGGAGAGAGCCUGAACCAGGAUCAGUUGGAAGCUUUGACGAAGUACCAAGAGAUAACCUACAACCUGGAGUUUGCUCGAGACUUGCAGAAGAGCUUCCUUGCACUGGGCCAAGAGGUUCAAAAGGUGGUGAAGAAGUCUGCCAGGAGGGAACAGCUCCAGCGGGAGGAGUCGGAGCAACAACGACUGAAGACGGUAUUGGAGCUCCAGUUUUUGCUGGACCAGUUGGGAGAUGACAGUGUCAGGCAGGACCUCAAACGGCCGGAUGCCACUGGGUCCCCGUUACUCACUGAUGCUGACCUCACAUCGCUUGAUGAUUUCUACAAACUGGUGGGACCUGACAGGAACUACGACGUCAGGUUGACUGGCCAGUAUGAAGAGGCUUCACUGCACUUGUGGGAACUGCUAGAGGGCAGAGACAAGGCUGUCGCAGGGACCACAUACAAGUCACUGAAGGACACUCUGGACAAAGUACUGCUGAGUGGUUACUUUGACCGAGCACAGAAUCAUCAGAACGGGACAUGCGAGGAGGAAGAAGAGCGCGAGGAGCAGACUGUGGUUGCUGAGUCUAAGUCUGUGAUGCAGCCAUCAGAACCUGAGGGAACAGCCUCUGAAAAGUUCACAGAGCCAGUUGAAGUGGAAACCACAGAGUUCAUAAACAGACAGUUCAUUCCAGAAACUCCGUACAGCAGUACAAACAACGACCAAGUGGAGGAGUGGACAGCAGAGGCUCAGAUGGUGAAUUCCCUCCAGCACCAGGCACCUGUCCAUGUGGCUGCAGAACCACCUGAUACUGUGGACCAUGUGUCUCCAACUCCUGUCAGUGACCCUUUGGUUAGAAAGCAGGUUGUGCAGGACCUCAUGGCUCAGAUGCAAGGGACGUACAACUUCAUGCAGGACUCCGUGUUGGAGUUUGACGGUCAGGCUCUGGACCCCGCCAUUGUGUCUGCCCAGCCAAUGAAGCCUGGGCAGACUGUGGACUUGCAGCAAUUGGUCUGCCCCCCAUCCCUCUCAGAGUCCAGACUUGCUCAAACAAGUGCGGUAUCUGGACCACAGGAAUCCUCACAAGCUUCGAUGUCUCUCUCAUCUGAGCCAUCCCCAGCCCCAUGUCCCCUGUCCUCUGCCUUCCCACCUGUUUCCAAACCCUCCCAUACUGGAGGCAUCAAUGUCAACGCAGCACCCUUCCAGUCAGUGCAAGCGGUAUUUAACAUGAACGCACCUGUACCUCCAGCCACCGAUGGAGCAGCAGAUCCGCCCAGCCAGUUUCCUAGUGGCUAUGGACCCGGCUUCAGCAGCCAGUCAGAGAGCACUGUAGAGCAGACAGAUAUCCCACAGGAGACACUACAGUCAGUUGUUGGUGGAUUCCAGCCCCAGGACCAGGUCUUGUCCUCAGCAGCAGGACAUGAAGAUUCCCCCCCAGGCGCAGGGUUCGGUCAGUCAGGACAGUCCUUUUACAACAGCAGGGCCGUGCCCAGGGGAGGACCCAGGAACGCCCGCGGCAUGAUGAACGGAUACAGGGGCUCCUCCAAUGGAUUCAGAGGGGGGUAUGAAGGUUAUCGCCCUCCUUUUUCAAACGCUCCCAGCAGUGGUUAUGGUCAAACCCAGUUCAACACGUCUCGAGACUAUUCCAAUAACACCUACCAACGGGAGGGAUAUCAGCAGAACUACAAGCGGGGAGCUGCCCAAGGACCUCGAGGUUUGCCUCGAGGAAACGCCCAAGCGAUGCGAUCUUAAAAGGAUCGACCGGACCGCCAAGUCACGCCACGUUUGACAUUCAGGAUAUUUGAAUGUGUUCUCCCCAGCUCACUUUUCUAACAACGUUUGGUUUCUCAUCGGUAAUGUUAUUUUUUUAACUCCUGGCCUACUUAUCAGAGUCAGCCUGCUUCGGUCUGUCUAGAUCCUCUAAUUGUUUUAACACAAAAAUGCUGAACUUCACCACAUGUAGGAUUAUCAGCAACUCUGUGUGAUAUAAAACAACAUAUAGAUAUUCCUGUAAACUUGAAAGAUUUCAUUAAUUUAUUUUUUGUACAAAAUAAAUGCAAAAAAUACCCUGCCACUGUCGAUCUGAUCCCAUGAGAAUGAUUUCUUUUACCCUGUGCUGUCAGCCACUUUUUCUCUUUUCAUAAAGGCAUUAAAUGUUCUUUGAUUUUAUUUUAUUUUUUACCCCGUCACUUCUUUGGCCAUCACCUCUUUGUACGCUGAUGUUAUUGGUUCAGACUGUUUCAAUAAAGUUGUGUUCUAUUACCUCCGUUUAAUGACA